This is a messenger RNA of Patella vulgata (common limpet), 2216 nucleotides long. Its product is annotated as cystatin-B. The transcript has 3 exons. The coding region runs from base 137 to 433 and encodes 98 amino acids. Gene Ontology annotation, cellular component: cytosol. Gene Ontology annotation, molecular function: cysteine-type endopeptidase inhibitor activity. The record is from RefSeq and is a predicted model, not a curated record. NCBI's taxonomy places the organism in Eukaryota, Metazoa, Mollusca, Gastropoda, Patellidae.
CUACGUAAAUAUCACAUGACUUGCAUUGUCACAUGACCACACCAUAACCACAAAAAGCUCAGACAAACAGAUUACCAUAAUCCAGUUUUCGCACAAUUGAAGCUGUUUACAAUACUGUAAACACAUACCUAUCAGAAUGUCAAUGCCUGGUGGAGCCUCUGGAACUAAAGCUGCGGACGAGGAAAUACAGAAACUGUGUGACGCAAUUCGAGAUGAUUUGGAGAAGAAAGCAGGCCGUAAAUUUACAGAUUAUACUGCUAAAGAAUAUAAGUCUCAAGUUGUUGCUGGUACAAAUUACUUUGUAAAGAUUGAUGUAGGAAAUGGACAAGCAAUUCACGCUAGAAUUUACCAACCAUUACCUGGUCAAGGGGAGUUAACUCUUAAUAACUAUAAAGCAGAUUUAAAGCUGGAAGAAGAAUUAGCCUAUUUUUAACUCUCAAGUCUCUUAUCAUGUCCAAUGUUUAUAUUAUCUUUGUAUUUCUUUAUUUAGUUAUAUAACAAUUUAAUCUGGUGAUACUCUUAUUUUGACUGAAUUUCGAAUAAAGUAGACAAAAAUUCUUAAAUUAACAUUAAAAUGAACCUUUAAAUUUAAAACAUAAUAAUAGUAAUAGUCUCUAUAUAUUGUGCAAUAUCCAUGCAAGGCCAUGUCCAAAAGUGCCCUUUUGAGUGAAUUGGACAAAUAUAAAUCAAAUUUUUAACCGAUAAAUCCACAUUAAUUAAACCCUAUUAAUUUAAUCUGAAUACACCAUGUUUUGUGAAUUUCAAAUUGAAAAUGAACUAUUCUGAGAAUCUGGACAACAAUUCUUUUAAAUUCUUACAAGAUAAAUUAUAUAAAUUAAAUUAGCCUUUACAUGAUUUAUAUUUCACCAAAAAUACAGGGUAUUAUUUUAAAGGACUAUUAACUUUUAUUGAUAUUAGGCGGUACAGUAUAAUCAUAAUUACGUUUUAAUAUUUUGCUUCAUUCAAAAAUUAUUGAAAUUAUAUGUAGCCUGUAUAAUCAGUGUUAAACUCAGUGCUGGAUUUAUGGUGGGAGUGGGGGGGGGGGGCAAAGUGCGACAAAUGUCGCAGACCCUAUGCUUUCUGUUGUAAUUCAGACACUCCCAUCCCUAUUAAAAUUAAUCCAACCCAGGUUAAACUCAAAUAGUUUUAAUUCAGACACCCCCCACCCCUAUGCUUUCUGUUGUAAUUCAGACACUCCCAUCCCUAUUAAAAUUAAUCCAACCCAGGUUAAACUCAAAUAGUUUUAAUUCAGACACCCCCCACCUCUAUUAAAAUUAAUCUAGCCCUGGUUAGUGAUUAUACUCAAAUAGUGUUAAUUCAGACACCCCCACCCCUAUUAAAAUUAAUCCAGCCCAGGUUACACACAAAUAGUAAGUUAUCUCUUAUAAUCUGAUACAUAUAGCCUGAUGCUCUUCGGGAAUAGGCUUUGCUCAGAAUAAGGUUGUAACAAGGGGGCAUUGUUUCUUUAAGCAUUGUUAAAUUAUUUUUAUUUAAAUAAAUGUUUUACAACUGUUGUUGAGAUUUUGUAUUGUUCUUGUAAAUGACAAUCAUUUAUCAUAUCAGUAUACAUGUAUAAAUAAAGGAGGGGGGUGGCACCAACUCAGGGGCAGCGACGGCAUACACCCUUUUCCAUCCUUAAGACAUAAACCCCAGAUGUUAUGUUAUAAUUGUACGAUCAACUUUUGUUUAAACUGUGUAUGCUGUCCUUGGUGGAUGCAAUGAUACAAUAAAAUCUUAUAUUAUCGUAUCUAAACAAUUCAAAAAAUUAUUAUAUGUUGGUUUUUCUUCUUAACUAACCAAAUCCCACGUUCUUAUCAAUUAUUGCUGUUGAUUUUGUUUCUUUGUAUCCAGGGCAUGCUUCAAAGCACCUUUGCAAGGGAUUUUUGAAAAUUCUCGUGCCCCCAAUGAAUAGAAUCUACUGAAUGUAGAAUUAUUUAAUAUAAGAUUCUCAGAUUAAUGAUAUGACCUAUAAAUUAAUCCUGUUUAUAAAUUUAAUUAUGAUUUUAAAAAAAUACAUGUAGUUGAAGAUUAUGAUUAGACAUUGCUUAUCAAUUUAAUUAUGUUUAUAAAUUUAAUUAAAAUAAUUAAUAUACUUGAAGAUUACCAUUAGGGCUUGCUUAUAAAUUUUCUAAUAUUAAAUUUUCAUGAUCAAGAAUCUAAUAUUUUUAUACUUGUAUGAUUUAUUAUUUGUCGUACAUUAAAUAUUUUUAUAUUAA